Arabidopsis thaliana (thale cress) is the source of this 666-nucleotide messenger RNA. RefSeq names its product Haloacid dehalogenase-like hydrolase (HAD) superfamily protein. NCBI's taxonomy places the organism in Eukaryota, Viridiplantae, Streptophyta, Magnoliopsida, Brassicales, Brassicaceae. Bases 1 to 666 code for a protein of 221 amino acids. The record is from RefSeq and is marked reviewed. The transcript has a single exon. Gene Ontology annotation, molecular function: phosphatase activity.
AUGUCCAUCUUGAAGUUUCAUUGUCGCCUUCUGCGUUGUGUUUCCAGGUGCUUCACGGGCAUCACCAUCAGCUAUCCAGCCACAAAACAUGGCUAUACAAAAUUUGAGAAACUCGAGGACCCUCUGACAGGAUAUACCAACAUGAAAAGGACAAUCAUCCUCGAUCUUGAUGAAACGUUGGUUCACGCAACAACACAUCUUCCGGGAGUUAAACAUGAUUUCAUGGUGAUGGUGAAAAUGGAAAGGGAGAUAAUGCCAAUCUUUGUGGUGAAACGUCCUGGUGUGACUGAAUUCUUGGAAAGACUUGGUGAAAACUACAAAGUGGUAGUUUUCACAGCUGGUCUGGAAGAAUAUGCUUCACAGGUUUUGGACAAGCUAGACAAGAACGGUGUGAUCUCACAGCGGCUAUAUCGAGACUCAUGCACGGAGGUGAACGGGAAAUAUGUAAAGGACUUAUCUUUGGUAGUGGGGAAAGACCUCAGAAGUGCUUUGAUUGUCGAUGACAAUCCAUCUUCUUACUCAUUACAGCCAGAGAAUGGAGUGCCUAUAAAGGCUUUUGUGGAUGACCUGAAAGAUCAAGAACUGUUGAAUCUUGUGGAGUUUCUCGAAAGCUGUUACGCAUAUGAAGAUAUGAGGGAUGCAGUCACGGAUUUGCUCGCAAACUAG